CCGCCCCCUCCCUUUCGACGUGCCCACGCUGACUCCAGUCACAUGACCUCUCUGGACCAAUCAGAAGCGGCGGCUCCGGUUGAAUUGCGGGUUCAAAAUUGUAUCGGUUAAUUUUGUAAAAAGUUGCGAGAGUUUGAUCGAAUCCUUCUUUCACGGAUCAAUACAUCUGAAUAUUGUCAUAACUGACUUUAUUUAACAAUCUAACAUGGCUCAUAAACAGAUCUACUACUCGGAUAAAUACACAGACGAUCUUUACGAAUACCGACAUGUGGUCUUACCGCGAGAACUGGCCAAACAAGUGCCCAAAUCUCAUCUGAUGUCCGAAGAUGAGUGGAGGAGGCUGGGGGUGCAGCAGUCGCUCGGAUGGGUCCAUUAUAUGAUCCAUGAACCAGAACCUCAUAUUCUGCUGUUUAGGAGACCUUUACCCAAACAAUGACACUGACGCAUGUCUCUUCUAGAACAUUCCGGUGGUUUUCAGUGAAUACUGGAGAACUUAACCAUGUUUUUGGACUCCUGUGACCAUGAUGCUGCGUUUCACGCUUGAACGGAAUCGAGGGAUUGUGGGAAAUGUAUUUUCAGUGAAAAUUCAAGGGCUCUUAAAAUCAUGCGACUCAAGUGCCUCUCUAAGUGAAGAUGAACCUUUAAAGAUUUGUGUUGAAUAAAAGUCUGUGCUGCAUCAUCAGUGUUUAGAAACCUAAAUCAGUGUUUAAGCAGCUGAGCUAAAUUAAUUUUUGGGAUAAAAGAUGCACUGUACGCUAACGGGAGAUGUGUAUCUAGUUAAUGCAUUGGCCAUUCUCAGGUGGAAAUUCUUAGUUUGCAUUAAUUCUUCAGGGAAGCCGAUUGUUAUACUGUACAGAUGCUUUAUAAAGUUUCAAAUGUGUUUAUAUCACGUAUAAAACUUUGUUAAAAAGGUAGUUGUAGAGGAUGAGCCACGAUGACAGCACUAUCAGCAACUGUGCUACUUGAGAACAGGGUUUAUAUGGAGAAAAAAAAAGUUUUGAGCCUUUAUCACAAAUUAAUUCUGAAAAAAGAAUACAAUUAUGACUGUGUAAACUGUUGUUUUAUCCUUGCUGCUCUUUAUAAUAAAAAAUAUUAAA
Messenger RNA from Labeo rohita (rohu), 1097 nucleotides. Its product is annotated as Cyclin-dependent kinases regulatory subunit 2-like. Gene Ontology annotation, cellular component: SCF ubiquitin ligase complex; cyclin-dependent protein kinase holoenzyme complex. The coding region runs from base 206 to 436 and encodes 76 amino acids. Lineage: Eukaryota; Metazoa; Chordata; Actinopteri; Cypriniformes; Cyprinidae. Gene Ontology annotation, biological process: regulation of mitotic cell cycle. Gene Ontology annotation, molecular function: histone binding; protein kinase binding; cyclin-dependent protein serine/threonine kinase activator activity. The record is from RefSeq and is a predicted model, not a curated record. The transcript has 3 exons.